AUGGCCAUCACGGAUCUCAUGUUGGUCAAAGCAACGUUUAAGCUGAAUCGAGGCCCGUCAGUGCCGCAGUUGUUGUUCUUUGCUCACACAGAGGAGGUCAUCAACUCGGUUACAGGGGGUACAGCGCACGAUGGACUAGUGAGAGAUAGGAAUGACAAGGUGCGAGCUGCUGUUGUGGACAUGUUGGAGAAGAUUUUGGUAAAUGGUGUGGAGAUUGAUUGUGAGAAUGUGAAGGCGAUGAUAGUGGGCAUCGCAGGGGAAACGUCCGUUGAGGCUGAGGAGGAGUUGAUAGCAACGCUGACGCCUGACUGGGAGAAGCGGACUCUGGCCCAGUUGAUGGUUAUGGCUGGUGAUGAGAAAUUGUCGGCUCGAGCAUUCGAUGCUCUACAUAGAGUAGCAGUCCGUAAGCGUGAGGGGUUGCUGGAUCUAACGAAAGGGUUCGAGAGUGGCGCUUGUACUGCGUUGAGAAACUUCUUGACGAUCCCUCCUCGCCCCAGUGACCUGCCAGAGGGUGGUCGCUUCGAUGGGAUCCGACCGAUGCAGCGAGAGGAGGUGUGCAAGUCGGAGGAAUCACGAUGGUACGCAUCUAUUUUCGCUGAGUCGUUGAUCCGCUUUGCUUUGAAUGGCAUGAUCGAGUGGACAGCCUCCACUGGUAUCAGAGAGCAAACGAUAAACAUGUGCAUAGCAGUGAUGAUGAUGAUUGACAUCCAGCAGACCAUCCCGUUCGUCGAAGAGCUCAUCAUCCAUCUAUACAAAGCCAUCAGGGACGACGAUGUUGAUGCUGAGAAGAGAGUCACCCACGCUUGCCGCAUCCUGUUUGGAGUGGUUGUGAAUCGACUUGGUGGUGAGUGCUUCGACAAGAUAGUGAACACGAUGGCUCAGCAUGUUGGAUGUGUGUUGGAUGCGAAGAGAGAAGUUGCGCAGGAUGGUAACUUCUGGGAUGAGGAGAAGUUGGGGCGAGUGACGAGUCGAGUGGUGGGGACAGCGAGGACGAUGAGUCAUUACAGAGUGACUACUCGUGAGGGAGCUCAGGACCUCCUUCUCCUAUUGGGCGAUGGUAUCGAAGUCCAUGCGGGCCAUAGUAUCCGCACUGACGUUCUCUCUACCAUUCUCGACAUCAUUCACACCUGCCUCACUAUUUCGGUCGAUACCAUCAGUGGGAUCCCUCGAGUGCUUAAAGGGAUGCUCUAUCUCGAGGCUGAGUCCCGGAAGGAGAAGGGCACGACAGGUCUAACAGAUGCUCUCGUUACUCGUGUAUUCAGCCUCCUAUUGCAGUGCUUGGCCUCUUUGGAAUCUUCCGAGGUCGAGGAGUGCAUAUCCUUAUUAGCUCUUCGAGAGGGAACUUCCCCAGCAGCUGUCUAUGAUAUGUAUUUUGAUGUUCAACUGUCGGGGAUAUUAUCCGAAAGUAUGCAUGAUAACUGGGCCGACUCCGACCCCACUCGGAAGAUGCUGCAUGAGCUAUUGAUCCGCAGCUCUGAAGAGAGCCUAGCGAAGUGUUUAAAUGAUGGGAAGGAGGAGGAGGGUUUGGGAGGACAGCUCAUGAAGAUGCUGUGCUACCAGUCGAAUCCAGAACAGUGCACACCGAGCUGCCGUGUGGAUGUCAUUGAGAUCAUUUACGACAUCGCCAAAAGAGCCGCUGAAAACCGCGGGCCCCUACUGGAUGCUUUGAAGGCUCACGGCAUUGCUACUAUUACGGAGCCUCACAAUGUUGCUAUCGGGUGUGUAUCGGUCACCCUCGACUUGCCUAUAGCAUCCCCUCCUGUUGUCACUCUCCUCAGAGGAGUUAUUCUCCCCAACUUGAUUUGGCGACCAGGCCAGGCGAAUACGAGAAUACGAAAGGCGACUCUGGUGGCCCUUCAUGCACUAUUCCCGGCUGUCGACAGCUGUUGGAUGAGAUUAAUCGCGGAAGAGUUGUUACCUCUCGUGAAGAGCUGUCUAGAUGAUUCCUUCACCCCUGAUAAUCGUCAUCUCGCCACCACUGUUGUUAUUGAUAUAUUUGAGAAGAUGCUCGUGGACGGUGACCAGCAUUGUGAUGAGUUCGAUGCGGAGGUCCUCAGAGAAUGCUAUCCCGAUAUGCUCAAACGCUUGGAUGACAGUGUGGACGAGAUCCGGAUAUUAUCGUGUCGAGCAUUGGAGGUUCUGAUGGGGAUUUUGGCCAGCAGGCCGGGUACCAUGAAGGCUCUGUCGAACAGCGUCUUUGGGUACAUCGUGCGUGCUUUAUUCGUCCACUUGGACGACAGUAAUAUGCAGCUAUCUAAAGCCGUGUAUGCUACUUUGAGGAAGGCGUCCAUGGCGGGUGGGAGCGCAUUCGAAGCGGAGGUUGAUACGGCAGCUGCUAACUCUCUCCAACCUGACCUUUGCCUCUCCCUCCUCAAGAAGGAAGUAUCGACAUAA
Perkinsus marinus ATCC 50983 is the source of this 2394-nucleotide messenger RNA. RefSeq lists its product as hypothetical. Bases 1 to 2394 code for a protein of 797 amino acids. Lineage: Eukaryota; Perkinsozoa; Perkinsida; Perkinsidae. The record is from RefSeq and is a predicted model, not a curated record. The transcript has 21 exons.